Messenger RNA from Echinostoma caproni, 288 nucleotides. Lineage: Eukaryota; Metazoa; Platyhelminthes; Trematoda; Plagiorchiida; Echinostomatidae. The record is from the annotation of a GenBank genome assembly.
GCUAAUGCUUCUGGAGAUAUACAAAAUGGCGCUCCAUCAUACACUGCUGCGCCUAACAAACGUCUUCAGCAAACACAGGCACAAGUUGAUGAGGUUGUAGACAUAAUGCGUACCAACGUAGAAAAGGUACUGGAGCGUGAUCAAAAGCUCUCUCAAUUGGAUGAUAGAGCUGAUGUUUUGCAAGCGGGCGCUUCACAAUUCGAAGCUAGUGCUGGAAAAUUGAAAAGAAAAUUUUGGAUGAAGAAUAUGAAGGUUGGUAUAUCACCUCUUAUGGCUACAUUACAUUGA